Molecule: messenger RNA, 2099 nt
Organism: Rhinolophus ferrumequinum (greater horseshoe bat)
Lineage: Eukaryota; Metazoa; Chordata; Mammalia; Chiroptera; Rhinolophidae
Gene: HPDL
Product: 4-hydroxyphenylpyruvate dioxygenase like
Exons: 1
Coding region: 582-1781 (399 amino acids)
Biological process (GO): aromatic amino acid metabolic process
Molecular function (GO): 4-hydroxyphenylpyruvate dioxygenase activity
Source: RefSeq, a predicted model, not a curated record
AUUUUUAAGUUAAAACAUAAAAUUGCUAAGAAAUUCUUUGCUGGUAGGAGAAAAUUCUGGCUCCUGCCGGAACUGGGGCUGAUCCCCUUUGCUUUUAGGUUUGGGGGAUAAGGCCUCAACGCCUGGCACCGAGUGAAGGCAGCUAAUGUGAUCUCCGGAGGCCUGGGAAGGGAAGCUCAGUGCCCAAGGGUAUGACUCAGCCAGAGGCACAGGGAAGAGCAGCCUGGGGUCCCCGCGGUAAUCUCAGCGACAGCGUCAAGCACUAUCAGCCCCAAAGUCACCGGCUCCGCCUCCUCUCUCCCGCUCCGCCCAGCACUGGCUCCUCGUGGUUUUCACCAGUUGCAGCGCAGACCGGGUGGUCCCGAGGUAUGUCCACGGUGGGGUGGCGCGGCAGAGAGACCCGCGAGCCCCCAAGGGGUCGGUCUGUGACCACUUUCCGGAAAAGAGCGAGGAACGCGUUCUGCGGGCAAAACGGGCCUCCACCGGCUUCCGACGACCAGCUUGGGACGCAGAGCCCUGGCGUCCCGAACAAGUGAGCGGCCCCAAAGGAAGGGCAGUCCAGGGUCACCAACCGGACCGCCAUGGCUGCGCCCGUCCGCCGUCUGUGCCACAUUGCCUUCCACGUGCCCGUGGGGCAGCCCCUUGCCCAGGAUCUGCAGCGCAUCUUCGGCUUCCAGUCCUUGGCGGCGCGGGAGGCAGACGGCUGGCGGCAGCUGGCCCUGCGCAGCGGCGACGCGGUCUUUUUGGUGAACGAGGGUUCGGGGACCCGGGAGCCGCUCUAUGGCCUGGACCCGCGUCACGCCGUGCCCAGCGCCACCAACCUGUGCUUCGACGUGCCUGAUGCGGGCGCAGCCGCCCAGGCGCUGGCGGUGCGGGGCUGCAGCGUGCUGGUGCCCCCCGUUAGCGUGCGGGACGCGCAGGGUGCUGUCAUCUACACUGUUGUCAGCUCGCCAGCCGGCAACCUCAGCCUGACGCUGCUGGAGCGAGCCGACUACCGCGGACCCUUCCUGCCCGGCUUCUGGCCCCUGCCCUCUGCAACCGGCCGGGACUGGAUCAGCCACGUGGACCACCUGACCCUGGCCUGCACUCCCGGCAGCUCCCCUACACUGAUGCACUGGUUCCGCGAUUGUCUGGGCUUUCACCACCUGCCACUGAGCCCAGGUGAGGAUCCAGAGCUGGGCCUCGAGGUGGCAGCAGAGUCCGGGCAAGGGGGGCUGAGGCUCACUGCCCUGCAGACCCCUUCAGGCAGUACUGUCCCCACCCUCGUGCUGGCUGAGUCCCUGCAAGGGACCGCCAAUGGACAGGACCAGGUGAAGCAGUUCCUGGCCCGGCACAGGGGGCCAGGCCUGCAGCACGUGGGGCUGUACACGCCGGACAUCUUGAAAGCCACUGAAGGGGUGGCGAUGGCUGGGGGCCAGCUCCUGACUCCUCCUGACGCCUACUACCAGCAGCCAGGCAAGAAAAAUCAGAUCUUAGCUGCAGGGCAUGAGCCUACCCGGCUGGCUGGACAGGGAGUCCUGCUAGAUGGCGAUAAAGGGAAGUUUUUGCUUCAGGUCUUCACCAAGUCCCUCUUCGCAGAGGACACUUUCUUCCUAGAGCUGAUUCAGAGGCAGGGGGCCACAGGCUUUGGCCAGGGCAACAUCCGGGCCCUGUGGCAGUCUGUGGAGGAGCAACACACCAGGGGCCAGAAAGCCCGAGGAGAGCCAGAGCUGGGUACAGCCACCUGUCCUGGAGGUCUGGGGAGUCCAGUACAGGGCCUGCUGGAACUGAGAAACACCUAGGGGCCCAGGGUGAAAGGCUUUGUUCCUAGGGGCAGGUGUGGCCUCCAUCUCAUCAGUACCUGCCAGAAGUUGAAUCUCUCACUGGGAUCCAGAGGUGGGUUUGUGGUGGUGUUUUUUUUAAAAAGAAUGAAAGGUUUCUUACACAGUCUAUAUCUAAUAUACAUGGUAGAUAUAAAGAAUAAAGGAAUUACACCAUUAGGAAGUAGAACAUAACCAAUACUUUUGAAGCCUCCUUUUGUGUCCUUCUCUGAUCCCAUUUCCCUCUAUCCUGCCCCCAAUUUUAUGAUUAUUAACCCUUUGCUUCUCUGUAUUGUUUCA